GUGUAUCCAGGUGUACCCAGGUGUGUUCAGGUGUCUCACAGGUGUCUCUCAGAUCUAUUGCCAGAACCUGUGCCUGCUGGCCAAGCUGUUCAGGUGUGUCAGGGCUGUGCUCAGGUGUGCUCAGGUGUGUGUCAGGUGUAUCCAGGUGUGCUCAGGUGUAUCCAGGUGUACCCAGGUGUACCCAGGUGUAUCCAGGUGUACCCAGGUGUACCCAGGUGUGUCACAGGUGUCUCUCAGAUCUAUUGCCAGAUCCUGUGCCUGCUGGCCAAGCUGUUCAGGUGUGUCAGGUGUACCCUAGGUGUGUGUCAGGUGUGUGUCAGGUGUGCUCAGGUGUGCCCAGGUGUACCCAGGUGUCUCUCAGAUCUAUUGCCAGAACCUGUGCCUGCUGGCCAAGCUGUUCAGGUGUGCUCAGGUGUGUGUCAGGGCUGUGCUCAGGUGCGCUCAGGUGUGUCAGGGGUGUGUCAGGGUGUAUCCAGGUGUGUUCAGGUGUACCCAGGUGUACCCAGGUGUGUUUCAGAUCUAUUGCCAGAACCUGUGCCUGCUGGCCAAGCUGUUCAGGUGUGCUCAGGUGUGUCAGGGGUGUGUGUAGCUGUACCCCAGGUGUGUGUAGGUGUGUGUCAGGUGUGUGUCAGGGUGUACCCCAGGUGUACCCAGGUGUACCCAGGUGUGUUCAGGUGUGUUCAGGUGUGUCACAGGUGUCUCUCAGAUCUAUUGCCAGAACCUGUGCCUGCUGGCCAAGCUGUUCAGGUGUGCUCAGGUGUGUCAGGGGUGUGUGUAGCUGUACCCCAGGUGUGUGUAGGUGUAUCCAGGUGUACCCAGGUGUGUUCAGGUGUGUCACAGGUGUCUCUCAGAUCUAUUGCCAGAACCUGUGCCUGCUGGCCAAGCUGUUCAGGUGUGUCAGGUGUACCCUAGGUGUGUUCAGGUGUGUGUCAGGUGUGCUCAGGUGUGCCCAGGUGUACCCAGGUGUGUUCAGGUGUGUCACAGGUGUGUUCAGGUGUACCCAGGUGUGUCACAGGUGUCUCUCAGAUCUAUUGCCAGAACCUGUGCCUGCUGGCCAAGCUGUUCCUGGACCACAAGACUCUUUAUUUCGACGUGGAGCCCUUCGUGUUUUACCUGCUCACCGAGGUGGAUCGGCAGGGAGCGCACAUCGUGGGC
Messenger RNA from Parus major (Great Tit), 1155 nucleotides. RefSeq lists its product as uncharacterized. The transcript is spliced from 4 exons. The annotation marks the transcript as partial. NCBI's taxonomy places the organism in Eukaryota, Metazoa, Chordata, Aves, Passeriformes, Paridae. The record is from RefSeq and is a predicted model, not a curated record.